Portunus trituberculatus (swimming crab) is the source of this 549-nucleotide messenger RNA. RefSeq names its product keratin-associated protein 5-2-like. Lineage: Eukaryota; Metazoa; Arthropoda; Malacostraca; Decapoda; Portunidae. The transcript has 2 exons. The record is from RefSeq and is a predicted model, not a curated record. The coding region runs from base 1 to 549 and encodes 182 amino acids.
AUGUCAGGUGUGUCAGGUGUGUCAGUCGUGUUAGGUGUGUCGUGUCAGGUGUGUCAGGUGUGUCAGGAGUGUCGUAUCAGGUGUGUCGUGUCAGGUGUGUCGUGCCAGGAGUGUCGUGUCAGGUGUGUCGUGUCAGGUGUAUCGUGCCAGGUGUGUCAAGUGUGUCAGGAGUGUCGUAUCAGGUGUGUCGUGUCAGAUGUGUCGUGCCAAGAGUGUCGUGUCAGGUGUGUCGUGUCAGGUGUAUCGUGCCAGGUGUGUCAAGUGUGUCAGGAGUGUCGUAUCAGGUGUGUCGUGUCAGGUGUGUCGUGCCAGGAGUGUCGUGUCAGGUGUGUCGUGUCAGGUGUAUCGUGCCAGGUGUGUCAAGUGUGUCAGGAGUGUCGUAUCAGGUGUGUCGUGUCAGGUGUGUCGUGUCAGGAGUGUCGUGUCAGAUGUGUCGUGUCAGGUGUGUCGUGCCAGGUGUGUCAGGUGUGUCAGGUGUGUUGUGUCAGGAGUGUCGUGUCAGAUGUGUCGUGUCAGGUGUGUCGUGUCAGGUGUGUCAGGUGCACUUAA